Molecule: messenger RNA, 4195 nt
Organism: Bemisia tabaci
Lineage: Eukaryota; Metazoa; Arthropoda; Insecta; Hemiptera; Aleyrodidae
Biological process (GO): regulation of transcription by RNA polymerase II
Cellular component (GO): nucleus
Molecular function (GO): protein binding
Source: RefSeq, a predicted model, not a curated record
UCGUGAAUAGCGAGCGAACUCCGGCGCGGAUUGGUCGUGCCGCGUGCGUGACUCCUCAGUUUGUUUAUCGAAAAUUUCGCGAGUUGAGUUUCGGGCCCGUGAUUUUGUGUUCCUCAUGUGGAUCCUGUGACUUUUCCCGUUUUCUCUCCAGGAUUUUUGCUCUUUCGGUAAGUGGCUUUGCGAAGCGGUGUGGAAUUUGUGUAUAUCGUGGGGUGUUGCACCGGAUCAACCCUCUGUUUAAGUUGUGUCUCGAGUUUCAGUGGUGGAUUACUUCGACAGGAAUUUCAGGAUUGGAUCCGUUUCGUGCUUUCGGAUAGUUGCUGUGAUCGCACUGGAUACCCACUCCGCAUUGUAAGCUUUAAACAUGGCACGACCCAGCGGCAAAUCAUUUCAUCUCCGCUGGAACAACCACCUUUCAAAUCUGCAGACACUCUUCGAAUCACUCUACAACGAACAACACUUGGUUGAUGUAACGAUAUCAUGCGCCGACGGUUUCCUGAAGGCCCACAAACUGGUUCUCUCAGCAUGCAGUCCUUACUUCGAGACCAUCUUCAAAGAAACUCCAUGCAAACAUCCCGUCAUCAUCUUGAAAGGGAUCUUGCGCCAGGAGAUGCAGGCAAUUUUGGAGUACAUGUACGCAGGAGCGAUAGAUGUCCACGAAGACGAUCUACCCUGCCUUCUGCAAGUGGCCAAUGACCUGCAGGUCAAAGGGUUGGUUCAGAAGGGUGCAGAACCAGGGAAAGCGUCUCCGAGAAAGGAGGUGGAAAUUGAACCAGCACCAAAGAGCAUACCCCAAGAUGAUUCUGCCUCUGAGAGUGAAUCCCCUGACUCCAUGGUCAAAUGUGAGCCCAUGGAUUUGCACGAGAAUGAUGAAAAUAUUGAACAAAAUAACGAAACCAGGAAUGGGAAUGGAAAUUGUCUCUCACAUUCUAAUGACUCAAAUGACAGCAGUAGCAAAGAUGAAGUUCAAGCCAGCAAUAUUAUAAACGGAUUCAUGGAGCAUUUGAGUGAGAAACGUAUCGUCCCAGAGGGCUUAGAAAUCUCCAAAGUAAAACUUGAUGACGUGGGAACAGAUUUAUCGAAUAUUCCUGAACAUGUACAAAAAGACUUUCUGACACUGUAUGAUUUCAAAAACAUGUACGAGAAUGGUAGUCCUGCCAACCAAUUAAUGAAUAGGAGUAUGAUACCUGACAAAGAUCUCUUCUGUACAAUUUGUAGGAGGUACUUCAUGAACAAGCAAAAUAUGAAGCGUCACUUACUAACGCAUAGCGGAGAAAAGCAACAUCAGUGUACAUAUUGUAGUGCUAAGUUCCUAAGGCUAUCACAUCUGCAGCGACACCAAAGAACCCACACUGGAGAGAAACCCUAUGCCUGCAAUCAGUGUGCAAAAACAUUCUCCAGGUCGGACAAGCUCAAAUACCAUGUGGAACAGCAACAUUCUUAUGGAGCUAAACCUUACCCUCCAAAGCAAAGAGGCAGGCCCAGAAAGGACCCCAAUUUAGGAUCUCUACACGGCACACUAUCUCUACAAAAUCUGUACAACUUAGGUGCCAGUUUCCUGCAAACUAGUGGCGGGGGAAUCGCGCCUCAAGCGCCUCAACAGUUAUCCAACGAUCAACAAUACGAUGUUACAAUCAGUGCUUUAGGAGCAUCGAGUCAACCUUCACCUCCUAAUGGUAUCAUUGAAGCAGAUUAGAGUCCAGAGAGGGGAAUUCUUCAUGUCAAGACUGAUUUUCUAAUUAAGUGUUUCAGCUAUUAGGUAAUUUAUGACAAUUCAAAUAUUUUUAAGUUCCUCUCAGCAUCAUGGACAUUUUGAACCAAACUCAAUCUCCCCUUUUCUUUUUCAGAAAAUGACUCCAUUGAAAUUCCUCAUCCUUUGGUUUCAUUGAAGAUUAAAACAAUAUUUUUUUUUGUGUGUGUAUUCUGGACUUUGAGGAAGACAAAAGUUCUAAGGUUUCUCUUUGAAAUAGUUAAAUGUUGAACUGAUUGGUUCUUAUUUUCUCUGAAAAAAUAUCAGUUAGUACCCCCUUCUCUCUCCGCCUUAAUGAAAAAAUUCCAAGCCUCACUUUAAUAAAUGCGAGGUUUACCAAUUAAAUUCCGCCUGAAUACUAAAAAUACCUACGACAUGACAGCCGAAUCAACUAUUUUCAGCAAUGUAGAAUAGAUGCAUGUUCAGGGUACACACACACAGUUUGUCCUUUUUUUUCUAAGAAAAAAAAAUUGGAAUAUCUUAUUGUUCAAUCAUUUUUGUCCGACUUGUUUCAUACAAACAAAUUAUCAUUAUUUCUUUAUUUAUUAAUUUAACUGAUUUUGAAAAUCAACUAAAAUUUCAGAGAAUAAUUCUAACAGGGUUGCAAGUUGAAAUUUUCAUGAGUUGGGGAGGGCUGAGGCUAAAUUUAAGAACUCUACUGUGUAAGGAGAAAGUUGUUUUGCUGAGUUUAUACCAUUGUUUUCACACCAUUUUUAAGCCAUUUGUAGGCAGAAUAGAUAAUUACCGUAACUCUAGUUGCUAGAAAAUGUAUUUUUCUUAAAGAAUUUUCAACUCAAAGUCACAAAUGUAUUGUUUAAGGGUAGUUAAGUGUUACCUUUAAUUUUAUUUCUGAAAGUAGAUAUUGAUGGCUGAAGUUGAAAAAUUUAUAUCACGGAUAAUUUAAUUUUUUCAAAAAGGAAGUGAUCAAAAUACAUCCUUGAAAUUUUGUGGAAAUAUUUUUGAAAUAGUGCAGGAAGUUCUUAGAAAAUUUCUAGACAAACUGCUGAUUAAUUUUUUUUAGAAAAAAAUAAAAUAUGAGAUUCACAACAUUGCAAUAAGAGAAACCCAUUUUUCAACUUCAGUCAUCGACAUUCAUGUAAUCUCAUUAAGGCUUGAGAAUCAUGCGAUGUUGAGGUUUUUCCAUUGAGAACCAAUUGGCUGUCUUUGCCCUCCUCUAAAAUCAGUGACGACCAUUAUUCAUUUGUAGCCAAGAUACGUGUAAGCAUUUCUUUGCACAAAAAAUAUGUAUGCUUAUUGCACAGGCAGACAGUAUUUUGCUAUGUGGAACUAUUUUUUUAUAAAGUUUCAAAAUUUCCUCUUGUGUUUCUUUAUUCAACAAAAGAACAACCAAAUCUAUUUGAUAUCCGAGAUAAAUAUUUUUCUUGCAAAAAACAAAUGUACUGAAAGUUUCGAGUUAAUAUUCAGCGAUAGGCUUUUUGUUAUAAAAAUGAAACAAAGAAAACAUUUAUGAAAUAUUCCAUGAAAUGGUUCCCUGUAGCUAAAUGCUGCUCCGUUUUCAGUGGAAGUUAUCGACAACGUAUAAAAAACAAUUCCGCAUCUAUGUAGUAAGCAAACAUAUUGGUGAGGGAAUGAAUUUGCUUUCCUAUCUUGGCUCUAAUAAUUUUGCACCAAGAGAUUUCAAGGCCUGUAACAAGAACCCCUUCAGCACCUACUCAGUAAAGGACUAUCCAGAGCUGAUGGUUUAAUUUUGUGUAAUUUGAGGUUGAGUGCGUGGAACAGACUAUUCGAACAGUCUUACUUUACCGUUCCCUCAUAAAAUAACUUGUCAGCUUGAUUAUGUGACAUGGUGCUCAGAUAGCUAAAAUAUCUGAAAGACCAGACAAAAUCGGGAGGGAAUUUCAACCCAUAAAAUAUACGAAAAGCUUCAAGAAGUUUCAUUAGAUCAUAAGAAUUUAUCUGCCUUUUCAAUUUUUCAUUAUCUUCUGAGUUUUUUCAUCAAUGGAAUAAGAAUUUCAAAAUUUAACUUUCGAGAGAAAACAGAGCUUUUAAAGAAAAAUGAAUGGCAAGAAUUUCGCUCUUUUUCUUUUUGUAUUGUCAAUAGGAGAAAUUAGGGAAUUUUUGUCAUACUCGCAGGCAAAAAUCUGAAACAUCUGGGAAUUUUUCAGGGGAUUUCUUCACCCUGUAUUUGCUGACUUGUAACUGCCUCUGGGAUGUUGAAACAGGUUCUGAAAUCUCUUGUUCUAUCUGUACCUUAAAGUCAAAGAAUCAUAAUCAUAUUUUAAUUGAUUUGAAACAGAAUAAAUGUACCUUUUACCAGAAGUGAACCAGCACUAAUGUCUGGGAGAGGGUCCCUUCAUUGCAAAUGGUCGGCAGAAUUUCACAUUAGUUUCUAGAUAGAGCUUGUGCCCAACAAAAUUAAGGAUUUUUGUGUAUUAAUUUUUGAUUAAGAAAAUUGAAUUUUGUAGGAAAAUUACCAUUUGUUUA